AUGCCCGAAACUUCCGUCUUCGAAGCGGCCCUUGCUGCCGUGCCUGAUGAAGUUCGCUGGUGUCUCCGGUGCUUGGGAUGGUAUGCAGGCGAGUUCAAGGGCAACCGUGGACAGUUCUGUCAGGACGUCGACUUCGCAUGCUCAGGAGCAGUCGGAGGCCCCGACGAAAAGUGUGCACGGUGUCCCACAACAGAAAAGCACAAGUGUCUGACAAUUCCGGAUUCUGUGUGGAAGCUCGCCCGCGAAAUCAUUGCUCGCCGUCGAGCCAUGAUAGAUUUUGAAAAGAAGAACCCGAUGAGAGACAUUAGUGCUGCAGACCGUCAGGCUCUGAAGGCCGACUUCAAGAUCGUCAGAGACUGUACCAGGGAAUACUAUAGAGACAGCGAGAAGCGCGAUGCGGAACAUGUUGAAGACUCCGAAGACGAAGACGAUACACCCCCACGCAGAAAGCGCCCUCGCCGUUACGUCUCCAGCAUUCUGUACGACGAGUUCCACGAUUCCGAGCCUGAGACGGUACGCGACGAACACAGCCAGCAAGAGCGAGCCAGCGCGAACACGCACGCUGACGAUGACCUGCAGAAUCUUCCCCGAGCCAGCGUCGGCUCUCGAGUUCAAGAGAGGUCGCCUGCGGUACCUGACGGUACCGAGCAUCUUCUCCAGGCCGCUAGCAAUGCUGUCAAGAAGGUGGCCAGGCUCAAUGCCAUCAAGCCCGAAGCCGACAAGCGCUUUGCAACCGCGGCUCUGCAGUACUUCGGACUAGGCCCCAACGUGCCGAACAACCAGGCGCCGGGCGUUUCCCAACUGCUGAGACAGACUGGUCAUCACGCAGAUGGCGCCGCUCGGGAGGCUGCCGGGGAGGUUUCGAGGAUUUCAGGGGAGCUCAAGGAUGCGCACACUCGCCUAGGCGAGGCCGUGUUCGCCAUCGUGGCAUCUGGAGGUGUCCCGCCUGAGAUAUCAGGGGACGAAGCGAUUUUGGGGCAUCUUUCCAGACACCCUGUGCAUCCCGCCGUCAUGGUCUCAUCAAACUUUGGCCCUGCAUUUGCUACCGGCAUCGAGACUCGAUGGUGUCUCCGGUGCUUGAAGUGGUACGCCGGCAAAUCCAAGAACAAACGCGGGCAAGAGUGCCAGGAGCUUGAUUUCACAUGCAGCGGAGCUUCUGGGGAAGGUAGGUACCUCUUUCCGCUCUUGCCACGUAUUGCUGACUCCCUGCCCAGACAGAUGCGAGCGAUUCCUCCGUCGCAGUGGCUUCGCGCCCAAAAUGUUAUCGCUCGUCGUCGCGCAAUCUUGGAACUGCGCCAGCUUCAUCCCGGCGCGGAGAUUAGCUCCGACGACACCAGCGCUGUAGUGCGCGCCCUCGCAGCUGUCCAGUCUGGCACCGAGAAUUACUACAGCCGUCUCGAGAACAACGAUGAUAAGGACGACGAUAGCGACAGCGAUGAUGCCCGCGAAGACGACGUCCAGACCGCUUCCUUCCCUGUCGAUGCUGAUACUCGUCCUCGACGCUCCGUGCCUACCGUGAACUACUCUCGGUCCGCCUUGUACCCCGCUGAGACACUCAAGGCCUUUCGCUCGGCAGGCAAAGACAGGAUCUCUUCGAAGACCUCCACAUCUAACCCCGCAGCCGCCCCAAUCCCUCGCCCCGUCAGUCGCCAGGAUCCCUUUCUACCUAGCGCAGGUCCGGCUGAGCCCGUCCCGGCUGGCUCAGCCGUCCUGGACCCCGGCGGUAUUGCCGGCGCCCUCGCCGUCUCUCGGCAUGCAACACCGGCACCAGCUGCUGCCAUGGCUGCCCCGGACCGAUUCGCGAGAGUCAGAGAGGCCAUAGGCGAGGUGUCCCGUCUAACGGCCGCUCGGAAUGAGGCUAUCAACCGCUUGGGCGAGGCAUUCUUUGACGCGGUUGUGCCAGGAGAGCCCGCACCUGUCACACAUCUGUCGGAGGAUCAGGUGCAAAAUGUGCUGACAAUGCUGGGUCAGGCCGGUGGGAACUUUGGAAAUGAGUGA
Messenger RNA from Colletotrichum gloeosporioides, 1998 nucleotides. RefSeq lists its product as uncharacterized. The transcript is spliced from 7 exons. The coding region runs from base 1 to 1998 and encodes 665 amino acids. Lineage: Eukaryota; Fungi; Ascomycota; Sordariomycetes; Glomerellales; Glomerellaceae. The record is from RefSeq and is a predicted model, not a curated record.